This is a messenger RNA of Mugil cephalus (flathead mullet), 2536 nucleotides long. It is a transcript of the gene sox7, whose product is annotated as SRY-box transcription factor 7. The record is from RefSeq and is a predicted model, not a curated record. Gene Ontology annotation, molecular function: RNA polymerase II cis-regulatory region sequence-specific DNA binding; DNA-binding transcription factor activity, RNA polymerase II-specific. Bases 539 to 1756 code for a protein of 405 amino acids. Gene Ontology annotation, biological process: cell differentiation; regulation of DNA-templated transcription; anatomical structure morphogenesis. Lineage: Eukaryota; Metazoa; Chordata; Actinopteri; Mugiliformes; Mugilidae. The transcript is spliced from 2 exons.
AAAAAAUAAAUAAAGAAUCAAUAGUUUCAAGUAACCAGGAACUAUCGUUAAAUGUAAUGAGUUGUCCCAUUAGUUAAACACGCCAGAUUAUCUGUCAGAGGAAAGUGUUGUUUUGUAUUGAGACCAGUUGAAGGAGUUAGUAGUGUUGAAAUGUUGCCCUCUCUCUCUUCCCUUUCACGGGGCUCAAUUUGCAAUCAAGGAGGAGCCGCGAGUCCUCCGGGGUUUCUUCUGGAACCUGCUCCUCAAAUAUAAAGCGCUUCCCCCAUCCAGCAGGAAAGACUGAAUCAUAACUCACUAGGAGGAGCCGCUGCGCCAGCACAUGGGGUUUCUCUUAAAACCCUAACUGACAUCUGACUGUGGUUUGUAGUGAUUCAGUCUGUGAGGGAAGCGCCGCUGGAUAUAUAUACAUUUUUUUUCUUCAAAAAGUCAUUUUUGUUAUAGCUUCUCAGCCCGCAGUACACACAGAGACACGAAGCACAACUCGCAUCAAGAGAGAGUCAGACGCGCAUCUUAAGUUUGGAGAGGAGAGAGCGCGCAGAUGGCUGCUCUCAUCAGCGCGUACUCGUCGUGGCCGGAGUCCUUCGAGUGUCCUCCAGGAGACGGGGAUGGGACGGACGGACACGGCCCGCACAGGACUCCCGUGGACAAGGCGCCGGAGCCGCGGAUCAGACGGCCCAUGAACGCGUUCAUGGUCUGGGCCAAAGAUGAGCGCAAGCGGCUGGCGGUUCAAAAUCCAGACCUGCACAACGCCGAGCUCAGCAAGAUGUUAGGAAAGUCAUGGAAGGCCCUGACUCCCCCUCAGAAGAGGCCCUACGUGGAGGAAGCGGAGAGGCUCCGGGUGCAGCACAUGCAGGACUACCCCAACUACAAGUACCGGCCUCGCCGGAAGAAACAGCUCAAACGAAUUUGCAAGCGAGUGGACCCCGGCUUCCUGCUGAGCGGCCUGGCUCCUGAUCACAGCACCCUGCCUGAUCAACGAGCCCUCUGUCACCCCCUCGACAAAGACGACGGCGGCCCUAAUGGAGUCGGCGGCGGCUUUUCCAGCUCCAGCCCCGCUUUGCCCAGUGUCAGAAGCUUCCGGGACCCUGCCGGUUCCAACAGCAGCUUUGACACCUACCCCUACGGCCUGCCCACUCCUCCUGAGAUGUCCCCCUUAGAUGCCAUGGACCACGAGCAUGUCCCCCCUUCUUAUUACUCAACGUCUGGUAGCUCCUCCGUCUCCUGCUCUUCCUCAGCCUCCUGUCCAGACGAGCAUCACCAGAGCCAGACGCACAUGGGCAGCCCGCCUCCUUACCACACUGACUACACUCAGACCCAACUCCACUGUGGAGGCACACACUUAGCUCACAUCCCUCACAUGUCCCAAACCGGAGGCGGCGGUGGACUGAUCUCUGGGCCUCCUCUGUCCUACUACAGCUCCUCACCUUUCUCCCAAAUUCACCACGGGAUCCACCAGGGUCACCUGGGUCAGCUGUCUCCUCCACCAGAGACACAGGGACACCUGGAGACUCUAGACCAGCUGAGCCAGGCAGAGCUUCUGGGUGAAGUGGACCGCAACGAGUUUGACCAGUACCUGAACUCCACUGGGGGCGGGUUCCACCCUGAGCAGGGCAGCGGCAUGACCGUUACAGGACACAUUCAGGUGGCGUCAGCCGCGUCUGCCGCCGCAUGUCCCAGCAGCACCACGGAAACCAGCCUCAUUUCAGUGCUUGCGGACGCGACGGCGGCCUACUACAACAACUACAGCAUCUCGUAAGCGUUGUCACAGCAACUACCGUACUUGUGACUGAUCUCAGACCAGGGUUUAGAAGGAUGAAGAAAUUUGGGAUGAUGUUGCACGCGGGUGUUCAUGAAGACGUUAGAACGGCGUGCCUGUUAGCAGCCUCGAAAACCCUCGUUGGCAUCUACGAGCAGCUUCAUCCCACUAGUGAAAAACUGAAUCGAUUACUGAGCAAUAUGAUUGUCCGGAGCCGAGAAAAGAACAAAGAGCAAACGGAGGAAUAUGAAGAAAAAGGGAGAUGGACACCUCAGGGACGCAGACACUAAAUACUAUAAUAUGCCACCUCCAGCUGUCGUGAAAUUUCCAAGCCAGAAGAACAAUCGUAAAAGACUUUGUUUGUCCACUUGUAAAUGUCACCAGUAACUGUUGCCACCGAGGCAUGUACAGGCGCUCUUUAGAAGCUUAUUUAAGUCCUUUGAUGUUUUGCAUAAAUGCUACCUGUAAUGCUAUUAUCAACACUUCCCAUUCGAAUGUUUGUAUUGUAUGUUUUUACUCUCAUUAGCUUGGGAGUCUUACCUCAGUAGUUGUAAUUGAAUGAGGUUUUAGUUGGACAUUUCUUAUGCAAUUUAACAAAAUGGUGUAUAAUGAAGAAAGAAAGGCGUUUAUACUUCUUCCCAAGUACUUAAUAAUAUAUAAUCACCCACUGCAAUGAAAAAUAAUAAUGGUAAAUAUAACUGUAUGCUGAUUUAGGUUUGUGAAAGAUGAUAAUUUAAAAUAAAGGUCAGUUUUUUUUUUUAAUUAACACAAUUGCCACUU